AUGGCGGGAGUCAAGCGCCCCAAAGAGCCCGACGCCGAUGACGAGCUGGAGGAGGUCCCGAGAAAUAAAGCGGGUGUCGACCCUCUCCUCAACACCAUCUCAGACAUUCCGAAGCGGCCCCCACCAUUCCCCUUCCUCGCGCUCCCGACCGAAAUCCGCAUCAUGAUCUACGACCAGCUCCUCAACCAUACCAGACUGCGAAUUUGCGGCCGGCAAUCCAGAUUUCGGCGAAAACUGACCAUCAAGCCCCCAAUCGAUGGGUACGCCUCUCUCGCUUGCCGCUGA
Molecule: messenger RNA, 285 nt
Organism: Mytilinidion resinicola
Lineage: Eukaryota; Fungi; Ascomycota; Dothideomycetes; Mytilinidiales; Mytilinidiaceae
Exons: 3
Coding region: 1-285 (94 amino acids)
Source: RefSeq, a predicted model, not a curated record